Messenger RNA from Dracunculus medinensis (Guinea worm), 876 nucleotides. The record is from the annotation of a GenBank genome assembly. Lineage: Eukaryota; Metazoa; Nematoda; Chromadorea; Rhabditida; Dracunculidae.
AUGCAUUUAGGUCAAUAUUAUAAUAGUAAUCUCAUUGAAAGGCUUGAUUCUUAUGCAUCGAAGCUCAACUUGGACGAAUUAAUCGCCAAAGAAUGUGAAUUUAACGAAACUCUCAAAGAUUUUUGGAAGAAAACACAACGAAAAAUUGUUUCGGAGAAGGAUUCUUGGGAAAAAUUUUAUGCGCAAAUUGGAAGCUGUGAUUUGUAUAGAGAUGUUGAGAUAAUUGAUAGGUUAUUGAAUGAUCUUCACACAUUGCAAGUAAACAAUGUAGCUAUUAUGAGUGGCGGUUCUCAAGUCAAAUUAGUUAUUACAUUUGAAAAUGAUGAACAAGCAGUCUUUAAGCCGAUGAGGUUCGGCCGAGAUCACGAAACUGAUCCGAAUCACUUUUAUUUUAGUGAUUUCGAGCGCCACAAUGCUGAAAUAGCAACAUUCCACUUGGACCGAGUUAUUGGUUUUCGUCGAGCUGUGCCAACGGUUGGUCGAGUAUUCAACAUGACGUCGGAAUUAAUGGAAAAAGCCGAGAAAGUACUUCAAAAGACUUUUUUUAUAUCACCAGCUAAAAAUCUGUGUUUUGUGAGUAAAUGUGAUUAUUACUGCGACACGAAUCAUGCGAUAUGUGGAAAACCAGAUUUGAAAGAGGGUUCAGUCCAAGUUUUUCUGCCAUAUGAUCGUGGACGGGACCAAAUGGCUGAUUGGCAAGAAGACAAUGAUUACUGUACAAAAACCGUUAAACGACAAAAGGAUUAUGCUCAUGGCAGAAAACUGCUCGAUUUGAUCGAUUUACACAUUUUGGAUUUUCUCAUAGGCAAUAUUUCAGAUUCUCUUCGUAAGAUAGUCAUUGAAUCUUCUUUCUGUGUUCAAGUAGAAUUACCAUAA